Cloeon dipterum is the source of this 1157-nucleotide messenger RNA. RefSeq lists its product as uncharacterized. NCBI's taxonomy places the organism in Eukaryota, Metazoa, Arthropoda, Insecta, Ephemeroptera, Baetidae. The coding region runs from base 51 to 1157 and encodes 368 amino acids. The transcript has 3 exons. The record is from RefSeq and is a predicted model, not a curated record.
ACCAUGUCAGCACAUUUAUCGCACCAGUAUUGAGGCAUUCAUGGAUCAAAAUGAGACAGGAGAUUUAUGAAGAGUUGAAAAAAGAAGAAGAUCUAGUAUUUUCUGGCGAUGCUAGGUUCGAUUCUCCUGGGUUUAGUGCCAAAUAUUCCCUUUACUCCAUCAUGUCAAACAAAGACAGCAAAAUUGUUGACUUUGUCCUUUUUCAAAAAGGGUUCGAAGAUGGUGAGAUGGAGUCCAAAUCUUUCAACCACACGUUCAAGAGAGUUGUAGAAGAAAUUGGGUCCAAGAAAAUCAAGACAUUUUGCUCUGACAGAAAUAGGUCUGUAGCAAAACUGAUGAGGGAGCAGUUCAAAGGGAUUGAACAUUCUUUCGAUGUCUGGCACUUGGCGAAGUCUCUUAGGAAGAGUUUAAGUAAAACUGCAAAAACCCAUAAAUGUUUGGAGCCAUGGCUUGAUUCCAUCAUUAAGCACCUUUGGUACUGCAGUAGUACCUGUGGGGGAAGCGCUGAUGUGCUGCUGGAGAAGUGGGACUCACUCAAUCAUCAUCUCCGAGGAGAACAUGAAUGGCAAAAAGAGGGGAAAGCAUUGUCUUGUGAGCACCCAAAUUACGAUCAUGAACGCCAGCAAAACACGGAUUGGGUCACUGAUGAUGACGCGCUUUUGGCUCUAAGAAAAGUAACACACAAACCAUCAUUUUUGCGAGACCUGACACACUGCAGGUUCUACGUUCACACUGGACAACUUGAGUCCUUCCACAACGAAAUUUUGGUCUAUGCCCCUAAGAGACUCCAUUAUAUGUUCGAAAACAUGCAACUGAGAAUGAUACUUGCCAUCCUGGAUCACAACAAUAACGUUGGAAGGGCAGUAACUGGGAGUCACACAAGAUAUUCUAAAUCACGAAAAGCCUUUUCCCUGGAAAAUACCUAUGAAACAAAAGAUCAUACCUGGAGGUAUGACCUAAUUCAUGACAUCCUUCAGUAUGCAGGACACCCCGAUGAAUUCCUAGGAAGUGAGGAAGAGCAACUAAAACUCCUUUCACCCCCAUACAGCAUUCCAAAAUCGACUGUAAGUGUUCCAAAACCAGGGCUAGAGGAACUACAGAGUAAUCAAAAUCUAAGAAGAUUGGCUGCUGAGAGACAGCUUGCAAUGAAUCUAUAG